GGGCGUGUCUCUAUCGAAAGCGGUGAGAGGCAUGACGGACUGGGUGACAGGGGAUCUUCAGGCACCGCAUGGAAGAGAGAAGGCUGAAUGGCGGGCGCUGAGCAAGAGGGAAGCCACAGCGGCAUCUAAUCGCAGCCACCUGUCGCUGCUUUUACAGCUUCGCAUCGAGUGGCCAGCACCGGGACCCGCGAUCCGGCUUGUGCCGCCGGCCAGUGUCAAGCCAGGGGCAUCGCAGUCCGCCAGCUUUAGCGCUCGAAAGGCGCCGGAUACAGGCCCGACCGGCCUUCUAGCGCUGUCCCUGUCGAGAGCGAAAGAGUUUGCUCUGUCUGAGGGCAUCUGCCCGUUGUCUUGCAGGAAGAGUGGCCCGGCUCUGCGGCAGAGCAUCACGUCCUCGCGGCCGUUCUGCGGGAGUUGGUACCGCUAUGCGGCCGCGGAAAACAGGCACCGGGUUAACAACAUGCCUGGCCCCGGUCCCUGCUUCUUUGCUUCUGCUCGUGCCAUGCUCACCAUCAGCGCUGCUUGAUAGGACAGAGUUUAAGCUGUCCGGGGGUGUGGAGCUGGGCCAGCAAAGAGA
Molecule: messenger RNA, 574 nt
Organism: Trichoderma citrinoviride
Lineage: Eukaryota; Fungi; Ascomycota; Sordariomycetes; Hypocreales; Hypocreaceae
Exons: 3
Coding region: 32-523 (163 amino acids)
Source: RefSeq, a predicted model, not a curated record